This is a messenger RNA of Babjeviella inositovora NRRL Y-12698, 1026 nucleotides long. RefSeq lists its product as uncharacterized. The transcript has a single exon. NCBI's taxonomy places the organism in Eukaryota, Fungi, Ascomycota, Pichiomycetes, Serinales. Gene Ontology annotation, cellular component: cytoplasm. The record is from RefSeq and is a predicted model, not a curated record. Bases 1 to 1026 code for a protein of 341 amino acids.
AUGAUGAAGGUGUUUAACGAUUAUGAAAUUGACAGCUACCUCCUGAGCUUGAACUCGCAGCACAUCCAGCGAUACCAGAGAAUACUAGCAGACGUGCUUCUCGCGUAUGCCGCGGACCCUACAAUUAUCCCACAACGGACCGUGGAGCAAACCAUGUUGGGUCCCACUCACUUAUUUAUGCCCACAACUGGUGCAGAUGUGGGUAUCAAGGUUCUUACCUCUUCCCAGGAAGGCUUCAAGGGUGCUACCUUCAUCUUCAGCCCGUUGAACGGCGAGUUGCAAUGCGUGUUGAAUGCGUACACAUUAACGGCCUUCCGCACCGCCUUGGCCACCACUUUAGCCUUGGUAAAAGUCCAGCCAAUUUCUGGGUACAGGGAAAACGAAAGUCUCAUUGUGUUUGGCGUGGGGCCGCAGAGUUUUUGGCACGUCAAACUCACCGUUACGUUGUAUCCUGGGAGGUUCAGCACGGUGUAUGUGGCCAACCGUACCGUCUACAACGCGGAAAGAUUCAUCACGGAGAAGUUUAGCAGCGCAUUUGGGGGAAUCCGCUUUGUCCCAUUAUCUACUGUCUCUCAAGACGCCGAAGUGGGACAGGCUGUGGCCGAGUGUAGCGUCAUCUUCGGCUGCACUCCCUCCACGGUCCCUGUUAUCAGGGGUGAGUGGCUCUAUGCUAGCAGAAAGUUGUCUUAUGAAGGCUCCAAAUUCAUCGGCCUAAUCGGAAGCUAUAAACCGCACAUGAUGGAGAUUGACUCGGAAUUGGUUGAGUGCUACACACAGGAACAUUCGUUCAUUGUCGACUCCAAAGAGCACACGCUCCACGAGGCGGGUGAGUUCAUCUCCAAUAGUAUUGAUGGAACUAAGCUCGUUGAAGUUAGUGAAUUGUGGGGUGAAUCUGACCACAACUUUUCCCUGCUGAAGUUGGUUAUUUGUAAGAUGGUCGGCUUAGCUAUCAUGGAUGUGGCAGUGGGUAGCCAGGUCAUGAAGGAUAACGUGACAUCGGAUGCCGGCGUCAGCGUUGCCUUCUAG